This is a messenger RNA of Mycena citricolor, 1023 nucleotides long. Lineage: Eukaryota; Fungi; Basidiomycota; Agaricomycetes; Agaricales; Mycenaceae. The record is from the annotation of a GenBank genome assembly.
GGAGGUUUGCUUUCAGACGAUCUGGAUACUUUUGGUCGUUCUCUCACCGGCGCCUCUCACCGCUUACUGUACAUCGGCGCUGUCGCUCAACUCUAUUCUAUCCGUGUCAAAUUUGGCGCAGACUCUCGAGAUCUAACGACUGCUUCGUCUGAUGGACGCCCAUGCAAUAGGCCUUCUCGUCAUCCUUCAUGGCGAUAGCGCUUUGUGGGAGCGCGAUAAUGACAGCGACUCGGAUUCUGCGCGUCGGGGGAACUGUGGACUCCAUGGGUCUACACUGCUUUGUGAAUGAAGCAGCCGCGGUUUGAGGUGUGUAAAACCAGUGCCAGAAACUGAACUCCUGGGAACUGGUGGUUACUAGGAUUCGAUCCGGGUUGGGAUCAUUCGGCUGGUUUCCGACUCCCGUAACUGAAAUGGGCUUCACAAGACGUGGUUGAGCGGGCAGUUUCCCUAAUAUGUGUGACCGCUCCCAGACUGACCAACAUCGCGUCCCACCGAGUCCCGGCAACACUCCCACCGUCGGCAUCCACGAAUAUAUCCCAGAUCUUCGGACGCACGGUCUCUUGUGUCUUGUUCCCAUGGGCGCGCCGGCUGCUCUCGGCCGUCUCGAGGCGGUGAUUCCAAAAGUAGAUGCAGACGACCAGUACCGCAAGUACGGCAGCGAAGAUGAUGGAUAGGUUGACCAGGGUGGCGGGCAUCGCGGACGCGGAUGUUGAAGGGAUGAAGGUCACUGGAGUAUCGAUGUUCUCCGUGGAGGAUAUCUAUUCGGCCCGGCAGGCCCGGGUGAUCGAGCAAUCCUCACCUGACUGUGCAUCUAUCGCUGUGUCUGUUGCUCUGAUUUUCACGCUGAUUGUCGCGUCGACGGGAAGCAUUGAGACUCAAUCUUGCGAAAUGUACUUCGUGGGGCAUGUCUUCGAGCGUCAGACAUGCCAACCAGACUGGCUUAUAAAUGUGGCCGAUAGGCUUGCGGAGACGUGUUAUGACUGAGUCACGCUUCCAACAUACUGCGAUUUCAUCACGAAGAAC